Molecule: messenger RNA, 5337 nt
Organism: Drosophila ananassae
Lineage: Eukaryota; Metazoa; Arthropoda; Insecta; Diptera; Drosophilidae
Exons: 1
Coding region: 1-5337 (1778 amino acids)
Biological process (GO): DNA integration
Molecular function (GO): nucleic acid binding; zinc ion binding
Source: RefSeq, a predicted model, not a curated record
AUGGAGGAAUACAAGUUGCUGGUUGUAGGCCGCCGCAGACUGAAGGGUACGAUCACGAGGAUCGUGUCCUUAGCUGAGCGUUUACCUGCAACACAAACGAAGGAUGGAAUCGAUGUCUUGUUGGAUCGACUGGAUUUGGCAUGGAGCGAAUUCGAGAAGAUUGGCGACAAGAUAUCGCUUCACGAUGCGGUCGAUGGGUACGUAGAUCCAGCCGACGACUACGAGGAGUACGAAGGAAGGUACCUGAGGGCAAGGGAGUUACUUGUCUCAGGAAAGCGCUCACUGGAGCCACAAACAAGCACUCAAAGCAAUGAGUCAAUGCCGGGUAAUGGAGAUGCACUUUUCCGGUUACUACAACAACAACAACAGAUGCUAGAACGAAUGGCUGUUUCUGAAGCAGCAAGUACACCUAUUUCACAAGAUGACGCAAUGAACGCGGUAGCAACGCAUAAUGAACUACCGAAAAUUCAAAUCAAACGGUUUUCGGGAGACUACAAGGAAUGGCCGGCAUUUUGGGAUAUCUAUAAAAGCACUAUCCAUAAGAAGCGACAACUAUCAGAUACACAGAAGUUUCACUAUUUGAAAUCACUAUUGACCGAUGAAGCAGCGAAUCUAAUUGCACAUUUGCCAAUUACUGACAGCGCAUAUGAAACAGCUGUGUCGCGUUUGAACGAGAGGUACGACAGACCACGCCAUAUUGUGUUUUCAUUAUUGGAACAGUUCACAAAGCUACCAGAAACAACAAAGAUUGAUGUAUCAGUGCUAAGGAAAGUGACUGAUGGAGCAAACGAAAUAGUUCGUGCAUUGGACGCAAUUGGAGAAAACACACGUGAUUGCUGGAUCAUUUUUCUAAUUUUGCAAAAAAUGGAUGCAGAAACACGUCGCAAAUGGAUCGAGGACAGCCGCGAUUUAAACUCACCAACAACCAAGGAUUUGUUCAAGUUCCUGGAUACACGCUGUGAGGAGUUUGAACUCAGUCAACGACAAAGCAUCGGGGAUGGCAAGAUCAAGCAAGUUGAAAAGGCGAGAAAACCUAUGCAUAUUAUGAUGGCUGUCGAGAGAAGCAAUGGCGUCAAGGGCAACAUGAACGGACCCGAUCUGAUUGGAUCUGCGGAUUUUCUGGCGCUAAGUUGUGAACAACGAAGAGCAACGGCAAAAGAGAAAUCGGUAUGUUUCAACUGUUUGAAGCCUGGACACUUUACCAGGCAGUGUGAAUCCAAAUUCAACUGUAGGAUAUGCCAUGCUCGGCAUCAUACCUUAUUGCAUGUACAACCGGCUGCAAACGCGCAAGGCUUUGCAGCAACCACGAUCAAUUCGCAGGAUACGGCACAGACCGUGUCAACAGGAAGGGAGGACCAGCGUAAUCAGGACGCUUCUCACACUACAUCGGUGACAGUGAGUCACAUCGCCCGAGCAUACGGCUCACAAUCGGCUGCAGACGCGCAAGGCUCUGUAGCAAUUCCAAACAAUUAUGGGCGUCGCCAAAGCACGCUGCCGACUGCAUUGGUAUAUGUCCAAAACGCAAAUGGGAUAUAUACAAGCUGCCGGCUACUAUUCGACAGUGGAUCUGAAUUGUCAUACAUUUCGGAACGUUGCAUCAACGCACUUGGGCUAGCACGUUCAUCAUCACGAAUCCUAGUGUCAGGAAUUUCUGCCAUCAAGGCUGAGGCAACCAGAGGGGUCACUCAGCUGCAUCUCAAAUCUAGAGUUUCGGACAACACUCUAAAGAUUACCGCACACGUUCUAAGUAAGAUCACAUCUUCGCUGCAGAGACACAAUGUAGAUCCAUCAUCGCUCAAUGUGUUCAAUGGAUUCCUGAUGGCGGAUACCAACUUCGCAUCAGUGGCCCCGAUAGACAUUUUAUUGGGGAGCGACUACGUUUGGGCCACCUUAACCGGCCAAAAGAUGCACGACAACAUGGGCAAUCUUAUUGCCAUUUCUUCAAUAUUUGGAUGGGUCAUCACAUCGGUUGGAGUUAAUCAGUCUCCAACAACUACAACUCUAUUCUCCACAUGCAACAUUGACACUACCCUACAACGAUUUUGGGAGAUAGAAGAAGUAAGCUGCUACGCACACAAGGAUCCCGACGAAGACAAGGUGGAAAAACAUUUCCUAGAAACUCACAAAAGGGAUGACGCUGGAAGGUAUAUAGUUGAGCUACCUUUCAAAAUAGCAAACCCGAAAUUUGCAGACACGUUCCAGGGAGCGCGAUCCCGCUUCAUGGCUGUAGAAAGACGACUACAGCGCAAUCAGGAUUUACGAGAAAAGUACAUCAAGUUUAUGCAGGAAUACAUCAGUCUUGGCCAUAUGCACGAAAUCAGAACACCAAGCUUCGAUUCAGGCAAUUUCUUCUAUUUGCCGCAUCAUCCUAUAGUUGGGCGAAAACUUAGGAUCGUAUUCGACGGGUCAUUUAAGGACGCUAACGGAGUUGCACUAAAUGACGUAUUACACAUUGGGCCUAGUAUUCAACGCAAUCUCUUUUCCGUAUGCCUACGCUUCAGAAUGUAUAGAUACGUAUUCUCCGCAGAUAUCGUUAAAAUGUUUCGCCAAAUUUGGGUAAGCCCCGAUCAUCAAAACUAUCAACGCAUUGUUUGGCGAGAGCAUCCAUCAGCGCCUCUUAAGCACUAUCAAUUAGACACUGUAACUUAUGGAACCGCUUGUGCACCAUACCUGGCUGUACGAGUGUUAGAACAACUGGCAUAUGACCACAAGGAGCAAUAUCCUACUGCAUCGAAAAUCCUUUUGGAGGAUUUCUACGUAGACGAUGUACUUACUGGAUCGAACAACGAGAAUGAGCUAAUAGCUAUUAGGAAUGAGCUAUUAGAACUCAUGUCACACGCCAAAUUGGAACUCGACAAGUGGGUGUCCAAUUCAUCACGCAUCUGCAGACGCGAAUCCAGCACCGAACGAGAAGAAGAAGCAGUAAAGGUACUUGGAAUUUACUGGAAUUCAAUCGACGAUCAGCUGAUGUACAAGACAUGCUUGACAUCAAAUACGAAUUGUACUAAAAGGCAAAUCCUAUCAGAUGUUGCGCGUAUCUUUGACCCUCUUGGCUUAUUAUCGCCGAUUGUGGUUCAAUUUAAAAUCAUGUUUCAACAGUUAUGGCUAUUGGAUCUGGGCUGGGACACGAAGCUGCCACCAAACAUUGCCGAACCAUGGCUCAAGUGCAGAGCAGAUCUCGACAAGCUAAAAAAGCUGAGAGUACCACGAUUUGUUCCCAACAGGGAGGACUCGAUUGAACUACACGCCUUUUCCGACGCAUCAACCAAGGCAUAUGCUGCUGCUGUUUACUGUAGGUUUCGACAUGAAGACGGAACAUAUUCGGUUUCAUUGAUGGCUGCCAAAACUAGGGUAGCACCACUGAAACAACAAUCACUACCACGGCUGGAGCUUUGUGGAGCAUUGCUGCUAAGUCGCCUGGUACGAUCACUCAAGGAUGGUUUACGUCACAAGGAUAUACAAGUUUACGCAUGGUGUGAUUCAACAAUUGUAUUAGCCUGGUUAUCAUACCCACCAUCGAAGAUGAAAACAUUUGUCGCAAAUCGCACAUCGGAAAUUCUUGAAACGUUGCCACGACACGCCUGGCAUCACGUAAGCUCAAAGGAAAACCCCGCAGAUUGUGCAUCGAGGGGAAUGAUGGCUACACAGCUCAUGGAAUUUCACCUCUGGUGGAACGGACCCACUUGGCUACACGAUGAAGAUGAGUAUACAGUCAAAAUGCAAAACUCAGAACUCUCUUUGAAUAUUUCAGAAACCCAUGCACAGGACGAAUUGAAGACAACAGCCAUGCUCACUCUGAAGGAGAUGGACAAUUCAUUAUCUGAAUUUGACGAACUAGUCCACCGCGCCUCAUCCUGGCAAAGGCUGGUACAUACCGUGGGCUAUGUUUUACGUUUUAUUCAAAGACUGAAAGAGCCGCGAAAACGAGUCGAAUCCACGAUACUGUCUUUUGAAGAAAUCAAGGCAGCACAAGUAGUAUGCCUGCGGAACGCACAGGCGUGCUUUGGAGAUGACAGAAGGCUUCUAGAAAAGGAUCAACCACUGCGAAACAGGUCGCAGUUAUUCAAGCUAACCCCGUACAUUGGACAGGAUGGUCUGCUACGAGUUGGAGGCCGUUUGAGGCAAUCUCAAUUACCAGAAGAAGUCAAACACCCGAUAUUACUUCCUAAGACACACCAGAUUACGAAGCUAAUCCUGGAACACGAGCACUGGGUAAACUUACACCCAGGCACAUCUGCACUGUUUGUAAUAGUUCGCCAACGAUAUUGGAUAAUUGGAGCACGCAACCUGAUAAGAAAGGUCACCCACAACUGUAUCAGAUGCAUUCGUCAAAGACUCCAUACUACGCAUCAACUCAUGUCCGACUUGCCAAGUAUCAGAAUCACACAAUCACUUCCCUUUGUCAAUUCUGGAUGUGAUUACGCUGGACCAAUUACUCUCAAGGAUCGAAAGGGUCGCAACGCUAAGAAGUCAAAAGGAUACAUAUGCCUCUUCGUGUGCCUCGUCACCUCGGCACUACACCUGGAACUAGCCACUGAUCUCAGCACGGAGACAUUUCUGGCAGCUCUGAGAAGAUUCAUGUCGCUCCGAGGAAAAUGUGCAAAAAUCUACAGUGAUAAUGGCAGGAAUUUUGUCGGAGCAAGGCGAGCAUUGGACGAGAUGCAACAACUCCUGGCAUCUUCACAGCAUAAGGAUCGAGUCUCGCAGACAUUGGCAGAUGAAGGCAUUAAAUGGGUCUUCAUUCCACCGUACGCACCUCACUGGGGAGGAAAGUGGGAGUCUUCCGUAAGAUCAGUCAAGCUUCACCUGCGCCGCGUCAUUGGCAACACUAUCCUAACGUUUGAACAGAUGCACACCCUAUUAGCACAAAUAAGUGCAGUGGUAAACUCAAGACCACUGUACUAUACACCGGACACCGACGUCACAUAUCUGUCUCCAGCACACCUGUUGAUAGGCAGAUCAUUCACAACAAUUCCCGAAGGCGACAUGAGCCACAUACAGGAAAAUCGACUGGACUACUGGCAGGGAGUUCAAGCACUAUACCAAGGAUUCUGGAAGCGCUGGCACCAGGAAUACCUAACUACGCUACAGCAUCGCCCCAAGUGGGGAACCCCGCAACCCAAUGUGGAAUUGGGAUCAGUUGUUCUCAUCAAGGAUUCGAAUACUCCGCCAGCAGCCUGGCCACUUGCAAGGGUCAUCUCAACUCACACAGGAACAGAUGGUAGAGUUCGUGCUGUCAAAUUGAAAACUGCUUCAGGAGAAGCAACUCGCCCUAUAACCAAGAUCGCAGUUUUACCAAAUUCAGAAACGAUGUUUCAGGGCGGGCCGGGAUGUUGA